Plasmodium gallinaceum is the source of this 1326-nucleotide messenger RNA. Its product is annotated as mitochondrial import inner membrane translocase subunit TIM44, putative. The record is from RefSeq and is a predicted model, not a curated record. Gene Ontology annotation, cellular component: mitochondrial inner membrane. Gene Ontology annotation, biological process: protein import into mitochondrial matrix. Gene Ontology annotation, molecular function: protein-folding chaperone binding. Bases 1 to 1326 code for a protein of 441 amino acids. The transcript is spliced from 2 exons. Lineage: Eukaryota; Apicomplexa; Aconoidasida; Haemosporida; Plasmodiidae.
AUGAAGAAUCUAUUAAAUAAUGUAAUUUCAAAUUUUAAAUUUAAAAGUAACUUAAAUUUCAGAAGAUAUUUUUCAGGUACAUAUGAAAAAAAUAUAUUUACUAAAAAUAUAAAUGGACAGAAUUUUCGUGUAUAUGAUGAAAAUAUUAUUGGACGCAUAAUUUUUUCGAAAGAUAAAAAAAAUUUCUCCACAUUUAUGAAAAAUGUUAUAGAACAGGUUAAAAAAGAUAUGAAAGAAAAUAAGCAAUAUCAAGAGGCUUUAAAAGAAUUAAAAGAAAAAACUGAAAUAAAUGAUAAAACUAUGAAAUUAAAAAAGAAAAUUGAAGAAAAUAUAAAUUUUUACAAAAAUAUAAAAGAAAAAAAUGUGGAAGCUAUAAAAAUAUUAUAUAAUGAUGUUCACAAUUUUGUUAAAUAUUGUUUUGAAAAUAACUAUAUAUUAAAACAUAGUAAAAAUAUAAGUAUUCAAUUUUUUUCAAUUCUCAAAAAAUUUAUAAUAAAUUAUUCAGAUAAAUUUAUUCAGUUAAAGGAAAGGUGGAAUGAUAAUAGUGCUUUUAUUCAAUUAGAUAAAUGGCGCCAAGAAAUGGCUAUAAAAAGAUAUAAAAAAAAAAAUAAACAGGAAAAUGAAAAAAUAAAUGAAAGUGAUUUAUCUGAAAAUGAUUCUGAACAAAAAAUUGAGAAUGACAUGAAUAUUAAUGAAAAAAAUUCUGAACAAAAAGAAAACAAUGAAUUAAUUUUAGCGUAUGAAUCAGCGUGGGAUAAAUUCGGAAGUAAAUUAAAAGAUAUGCCAUUUUUAAAUAAUUUUUUUGAGAAUCCAUUUAUAGGAAAAUUAUUUGGAGAAACAGAAUUAGCUGCAGCUUUAAGAGAAAUGAAAAUGUAUGAUAAAAAUUUUAAAUUAUCAGAACUUAUGUAUUUAUUUGAAUAUGUGAUAUCAAAACAUAUUGUAGAAUCUUAUUUAAUUGGAGAUGAAGAAACACUGAGAUUACAUUGUGGAUCAUCGGCUUUUAAUUCUCUAAAUGCUAGUAUAAAUGAAAGGAAAAAAAAAAAAGUUUAUUUAGAUACAAAUGUUUUAAUCUACAAAAAUCAUGAACUUAAGGGAGCUCAAAGAAUGGAAGAAAGUUCACCCUGGUUUAUUUUUACUUUUCACACACAACAAAUAAAUUGCUUAAAAAAUAAAAAUGAUGAAAUUAUUGAAGGAAAAAUAGAUGAUAUAAGAGAAGUUGUUUAUACGAUUGCUUUAUCAAAACACCCUGAACCAGAAAAAGAAGGUUUAUUAUAUCCAUAUAUAGUACGAGAAUUUGCUAUUAUUGGUAAUACACCUUCUUGGUAA